GAGCCAGCUGCAAGACAAAGCACGACCCCGAUCUCACGCAGCGCCCCUCUCCCGAUACCGACGACGCAUGCGCCACUGCUGGACCGCUGCGCAUCCGACUCUACCUCACCCAUGAAACCCGGCCUUUGACACCAGUUCUUGGAGGUUGAUUGAUUGUUCGGACCCCCUUUUCGCAUCAUCGACGCCGCCCUCGAGUCUGCAACAUGCAGCUGCCGUGGGCGGGCCGCGGCUCUGGCAGCGAGUCUCUGCUGCCAAUGAGCAGCGUGCCCAUCAUCACUGGCGACGCGGACGAUUCAUCACGGCAGGGGAGAUCAGAGACCAGGCCUGGACAUGCCCGAACAUCAUCGGCGCAUGCACGGGGAGUGGCGAGAGAGUAUUCCUUCAUGACGCCCAGCGAGGCUGCCGCCCAGCUACGAACGUCGCUUACAUACGGCCUCACGCCCAACGAGGCACUGAAACGGCUGAGCGAGUACGGACCCAAUGAGAUUCCCCACGAGGCGCCGGAACCGCUCUGGCUGCGGUUUCUCAAGCAAUUCCAGGAGCCGCUGAUAGUUCUCCUGCUGGUGUCCGCAGGGACGUCGUUGCUCCUGGGCAACAUGGACGAUGCCAUCAGCAUCACUGUGGCGGUCACCAUUGUCGUCUCCGUGGGCUUUGUCCAGGAGUACCGAUCCGAAAAGUCAAUUGAGGCCCUCAACCACCUGGUUCCGAAUCACGCACAUCUAGUACGAGGCUCGUCGAAUAAGUCUAAUCUGCAGAAACCUCCCACAUGGCCUCCCAGCAUCAACGACCCGCUAGACCCAGCCGAUAGCUCUGGCGCAAUCACGCCAAUUGAAGAUAUCCUUGACGGCACGUCGUUCAAGGUCUCAGCGUCACAGCUUGUCCCGGGAGACUUGGUGUUGUUCACUACCGGCGACCGUAUCCCUGCGGAUAUCCGAGUUACCAAGGCGGCCGAUCUGACCAUUGACGUCUCCAACCUUACUGGCGAAACGAAACCCGUUAGGAUAUCGACCGAAGCAGAAUCUCACGGAUUGAAUAUGCAGUUUCCAAAGCCAACAUCCCUCUCCCCGGCACCUCCCGCGGGCAAUGCUGAGUCGUCUGACAGCAGCAACGCUAGAAACAUUGCUUACAUGGGCACACUGGUGAAAUCCGGCCAUGGUCAGGGAAUUGUCUUUGCUACCGGCGGAAACACUCAUUUCGGCUCCAUUGCGUCAAGUGUUUCUGGAACAGAAAACCCCAGGUCCCCGUUGCAGUUGUCAAUGGACGACCUCGGUUCGCAGCUGAGCAAGGCCUCAUUUGUCGUCAUUGGACUGAUAUCGCUGGUUGGUUGGUUGCAAGGCAAGAAGCUCCUGGAAAUCUUCACCAUUUCUAUAUCCCUGGCCGUCGCAGCUAUUCCCGAAGGGUUGCCCAUUAUUGUCACCGUCACUCUGGCUCUUGGUGUCCACCGUAUGGCCAAGCAUCAUGCCAUCGUGCGCUGGAUGCCCAAGGUGGAAACCCUUGGCUCCGUCAAUGUGGUGUGCACUGACAAGACCGGUACCCUUACGACAAACCAUAUGACAACUGUCGAGAUGUGGUGCUUCGGAGAAGACGGCUCGUUCAACGUAGCUUCUGAUGUCGAGGUUGAGGAGUUCAAGCCGACACAAGCGGCUUUGCACAUCCUGCGCAUCGGAAAUAUCGCAAACAAUGCACGGCUGUCGAAGAAUUUCACCGAGAGCGGCGCUGCAACGAGUGCUGUCUUGUCUUCAACCUUAGGACGCGAAGAGGUGUCGACCUAUACUCGCUGGGUCGGCCAGCCAACCGAUGUGGCCAUGCUUGAUCUGCUCGACAAGUUCAAAGAGCACGACAUCCGAGACUCUAUGGGCCCUCGUGUCACGGAGGUGCCCUUUAGCUCUGAGAGAAAGUGGAUGGGUGUUACCGUUGGAAGCGAAAAGGAACAUGCGUAUAUGAAGGGGUCGAUCGAAAAGGUUCUCGCCGCUUGCGACACGUAUCUGGAAAAGGACGGCCGAGAAAUUGUAUUGGACAAUGCACGUCGCCAGGAGGCUCUGGCAGCGGCCGACGCCAUGGCAUCCAAGGGGCUUCGCGUGCUUGCUUUUGCCAGUGGACAAGUAGCUAGAUCCUCGAGAACACGCACGUCGGCUGCUGACACGCGGAGCAACACCCCCGCCAAUGGAGCUGCCAGUCCGGUCAUCCCUCAAAGCUCCGAGGAUGUUUACAAGGGUCUCACCUUUGCCGGUCUGGUUGGCAUGAGGGACCCCCCGAGACCCGGCGUAGAGCGCUCUAUUCGACGAUUGAUGCGAGGCGGCGUCCGCGUCAUCAUGAUCACUGGUGAUGCCGAGACCACGGCGCUUGCGAUUGGCAAACAGCUAGGAAUGAAUGUUGCCGUCCCCAGCGCUCAUUUGCCGGGCCAGAACGCGGUCAAGGCCGUCCUGAGAGGGGACGAAAUCGACAGCAUGUCUGAUGACGCCCUCGCUCAGGCGAUGCAGCACACGACCAUCUUUGCGAGAACCAACCCCGAUCACAAGAUGAAGAUUAUCCGCGCGCUUCAAUCCAGGGGAGACAUUGUAGCCAUGACUGGUGACGGCGUCAACGAUGCGCCGGCUUUGAAAAAGGCUGAUAUUGGCAUUGCGAUGGGCCGUCAUGGAACCGAUGUGGCCAAGGAGGCAGCGGACAUGAUUCUGACCGACGACGAUUUCUCCACCAUUCUGCGGGCUAUUGAAGAAGGAAAGGGCAUCUUCAACAACAUCCAAAACUUUCUAACGUUUCAGCUCAGCACGAGCGCGGCGAGCUUGGCCCUUGUCUUUGUCUGCACAUGCUUCGGGUUCAAGAGUCCUCUGAAUGCCAUGCAGAUUCUAUGGAUUAACAUCAUCAUGGAUGGCCCUCCGGCACAAUCUCUGGGUGUCGAGACGGUCGACCCAGACGUGAUGAACAGGCCACCAAGGAAGCGCAACGAUCCGGUUCUUACCACGAAACUCAUCCAGAGAGUUCUCACCUCGGCAGCCAUCAUCAUGGUGGGCACAAUGAUCACGUACCGGCAGCAAAUGGCUGACGGCAUCGUCACGCGCCGGGACACCACCAUGACCUUUACUUGCUUCGUCUUCUUUGACAUGUUCAACGCUCUCAGCUGCCGCUCCGAAUCCAAAUCGGUGCUGCGUGGCGAGGUGGGACUAUUUUCGAAUAACUUGUUUAACUGGGCAGUCUCUCUGUCAAUCGUCGGCCAGCUGCUCGUCAUCUAUCUUCCUUGGCUACAAGAAGUCUUUCAGACGGAAGCCCUUGGGCUGGGUGAUUUGGUGCGGCUGGUCAUGCUUUGCAGCACGGUGUUUUUGGCGGAUGAAUUACGAAAGUAUCUCAAGUAUGGGAAGCGGCGUUUGGGCGGCGGGUACAGUCAGGCGGUUUAA
Molecule: messenger RNA, 3392 nt
Organism: Trichoderma reesei QM6a
Lineage: Eukaryota; Fungi; Ascomycota; Sordariomycetes; Hypocreales; Hypocreaceae
Product: Golgi complex Ca/Mn transporter-like protein
Exons: 4
Coding region: 204-3392 (1062 amino acids)
Biological process (GO): calcium ion transmembrane transport; manganese ion transport; intracellular calcium ion homeostasis
Cellular component (GO): Golgi membrane; plasma membrane; endoplasmic reticulum
Molecular function (GO): ATP binding; P-type calcium transporter activity; ATP hydrolysis activity
Source: RefSeq, a predicted model, not a curated record